AUGCUAUUCCUCGAUGGCACCCAUUUGCUAGGUAAAUAUGGUGGCAUCCUACUAGGCGCAACUGCAAAGGAUGGUAAUGAAGGUCUAUUUCAUCUAGCUUUUGUUAUUGUUGAUAAUGAAACUGACAAUAACUGGACAUGGUUUAUUUCCACUCUGGGUGAUGCAAUAUAUGGUCAAGAUGACUACCACAAAAUCAUUACAUUCAUUUCAGACCGUUCUAAGGGACUUGUUAAUGCUAUUGCCAAAGUCUUCCCCUCUGCCCCACAUGGGUACUGUUUGCGACAUCUCCAAGCAAAUUUUUUGAAGGCUAAUGGUCGCUUAGGGAAAGGAUUAAAAGAUGAGUGUUGGAGCUUGAUUGUUAAGAUUGCAUAUGCAUGCACAUCCUCGGAGUAUGAUGCAACUGUGGAUAAUAGUUAUUUUAGUGUUCCCUAUUUAUUCCUAGUGUUUAAUAUUGUGGCUUUGCCAUGGUUCAAGAUGGUGAACCUAAUGUACAAGCGGCGUGAGAAUUGCAUGAAAUGGGAAACCCAUCUUUACCCGGAGAUUCACAAGAAGAUUGAAAAGACUAUUGAAGAAAGCAUAUGCUUAGUCAUAGGCCAAUCUGAUAGUGAUAUUUUUGAAGUCAUGGACAAGCAGGUCAACUAUGUCGAUGUAAUCGAACCUUUUUGUGUCAUUAGUGGGAGGUGUACAGUCUUCCUUGAAACCAUGCCUGUUGCGUAA
This is a messenger RNA of Dioscorea cayenensis subsp. rotundata (Guinea yam), 717 nucleotides long. RefSeq lists its product as uncharacterized. The record is from RefSeq and is a predicted model, not a curated record. The transcript has 3 exons. The coding region runs from base 1 to 717 and encodes 238 amino acids. NCBI's taxonomy places the organism in Eukaryota, Viridiplantae, Streptophyta, Magnoliopsida, Dioscoreales, Dioscoreaceae.